Molecule: messenger RNA, 348 nt
Organism: Penicillium cosmopolitanum
Lineage: Eukaryota; Fungi; Ascomycota; Eurotiomycetes; Eurotiales; Aspergillaceae
Exons: 1
Coding region: 1-348 (115 amino acids)
Source: RefSeq, a predicted model, not a curated record
AUGACUGACGCAGAAGGACCCGAGAUAACCUUCGGCCAAAUCGACGUCGACCUAGAUGUCCAAGAAAUCCUCCUCGCCUCCUCACAGCACGAUUUCGCAAAACUCCGCCGUCUCACCCGCACACAAUCCGCUCUCCCGGACGCCGCAAACGUUAAAGACCCCGAGACAGGCUACACACCCCUCCACUCCGCAAUUGCGGCCUGCGAACCCGAAACCGACGAGACAGAGACCGACACCAAUGGCGCAGCUAAACCACCAAUCGACCCCGAGACUAUCAAGUCCGGCGUCAACACUGUCAAGCUCUUGCUCGAGGAAGGCGCUAUUUGGAACGACCUGAGACAACAAUGA